This is a messenger RNA of Rosa chinensis, 1044 nucleotides long. Its product is annotated as ABC transporter G family member 38. The transcript is spliced from 8 exons. Lineage: Eukaryota; Viridiplantae; Streptophyta; Magnoliopsida; Rosales; Rosaceae. The coding region runs from base 409 to 1044 and encodes 211 amino acids. The record is from RefSeq and is a predicted model, not a curated record.
CACCCACACCGCGACCGAUCGUCCUCUUUCCCUACACCGCGAUACAGAGACACCGCAACCGAAGUCAUCUGUCGCCCCCGUCCAGUAACCGACGACCUCUUUCGCCUUCUCUGGCUCCGAUGGCUUGAUUUCCUCCUCCUUGUCCGCCUCCUUCUCUCUCAUCUCUCUUCUGAAAUCCAGCGAAUCUCCCAAUUGCUGAGAUCGAGAAGCCGAAGCCGGAGCUGCAGUGGCCGUCUGUCCUUUCUCUUUCCACGGGCCUCCCCUUCUCAGCCCCUCUCUUCGACCGUCGAGGCGGCGACGGCCAUCGCUCUCAUCGACGGCACUUCUGAGGAAAUUACGGCUAUUAAGGAGCAAGAGAAGCAAAUUAACGAUUUUAGACAACAUUAGUGGGAUUAUAAGACCUUCAAGAUGUCAGGUAGCACAACAUACAAUGGCCAUGGCUUAAACGAGUUUGUACCGCAGAGGACGUCGGCUUAUGUCAGUCAACAGGACUGGUUUGCGGUGGAGAUGACUGUAAGGGAGACUCUUGACUUUGCAGGACGGUGUCAAGGUGUUGGAUUCAAAUAUGAUAUGCUAGUAGAACUAGCAAGAAGAGAAAAGAUUGCGGGGAUAAAACCCGAUGGUGAUCUUGAUAUAUUCAUGAAGUCAUUAGCUCUUGGAGAGAAAGAGACAAGCCUUGUGGUAGAGUACAUCAUGAAGAUAUAUUGGAUCCAGAAGCACAUUUUUGUUGGGAUUUGGCAUUCAAGGAGAGUAGGCAUUCUACUCUAUGUAAUCUUCGCAGAGAUCUUGUUUUGGGGCAUUGUCGCUGACAUUUUGCAUUGGGGUCUUUACCGAGCUUAUUCAGCAGAUGCAAGUAAAAGGUGCGCAGAUAAGAACGACAAGGAUUUGGAUCGGGCGAGUGAGAGGCAGGAUCUUGAAGGAAAAGAGCUAAAGCAAGAAACUACUUUGCAUGAACUGGAGUUGGUUGCUGUCCAUGCUCUUCAUGAACUUGUUUCUUUAGUUCACAGUCAUGUCAAUGCUGCAGGGCAAUAUGAUUUUGAGUAA